AUGGCGGUUUUGUCGGACAGAGUUCUGAGGUCGGCGACGCGGGCGGCAGCGGCGGCAGCAAAAGAGUUGAUAAAUAAGGCACGAGGGCCCACAGGGGCCAAGUCGGCAGCACCCGAACUGCCCAAGGAUGAGAUUCUCGCCCCGGAGGGCGAGAAGGAGGGCGGGAGUCCACAAGAGAAACAAAGCGGCCAACAGGCCAAGGUGACAAGCGAGGAGCAGGAAGGCAGGACACAGCCACACGUCAAUCAAUUUGCUCCCAUUGAUGAACCCGCACUUAAUUAUGGAAACAACACCACGGAUUCAUCACUGAUCCCGGUGAUAGCUCAAGGCAACGAUGGCCUAGACCUGAUUGCGAGGUUCGACGCUGACGCCAGUGGAGAAGAGUCGACGAGCGACCAAGACCACCACUCCCUCACCUCCUAUCUUGCCCCCUCCUCCCCUCCACAAGCAGACCCGAUGAGCAUGGAAGACCACGACCAGCAGCGGCUGUCUGCUCUGGAGACCAGCAUAACGAAUAUCGAAGCCGUGCUCACCCGGCUCAUCACCCAACAACAACAACCGCCCCCUGCCCCUGCCCCUGCUCCAGCUCCGGCAGCGGGUCCAGGUGUUUCUGCUGGCGCUAACUCUGCGCGCCCCCUCAUCCGUCCAAACCCCCCUUUCGUCUUUGAUGGGGAUCGCACCCUGGGCAAGAGCUUCUUGCACUCCGUGAAGCAGUACUGGCGGCUGCUUCCCGAAGUGUUCUUCGAGAGCGGGGUAGUCUCGGAGGAAAAGGUAGUCCGUUUUGCCCUGUCCUACAUGUCCAAGGACUCUGCGGCUUCCUGGUCCGAGCGCAUGUCCGAGCGCACCCCGUUCCCCUUCCCCACUUGGACUCUCUUUGUCACCGAGUUCAAGCUCCGAUUCGUCGAGGAGAACGAGCAAGACCACGCCCUGGCGCGACUGGAGACCCAUCUAUAUUAUAUGGGCUCGCGAGAUGUGUUCAAGUACACGGACGAGUAUGACGACCUCCUUGACCUUGCCGGUUAUACCGACAACCUGGUCAAGGUGACCAAAUAUAGGACAGGGCUGGAUCCGAAGAUCAACCAGGCCAUCACCACCUCUGGCAACCCUCCCAGCCUCACCGACUACGCCGAAUGGCGUGUCCGUGCUUUCCGGCAGUACAAUGCGGAAAUUGCUGCCAAGGCAUCUUGGGGGCAUGCUGCCCCUCCCCCUCGGGCACCUCCCAUCGCCCAACGUCCUCGUGCCCCGGUGCUCCCUGCUGUAGCACCAGCUGUUGCCGCCCGCCCGGCGCCGGCCCCUGUUGCCCACCCUGUUCCCAUGGAGGUCGACCGAGCCCGGCUCCGCGGUGAUCUGACAUCCGUCAUGCUGAUGUCCUUGACGAGGUCAUCAAUCAGCUGGGAAGCGAGUUGCUCUCCGAGUUGGUCGCUCGGGUAG
Molecule: messenger RNA, 1431 nt
Organism: Mycena citricolor
Lineage: Eukaryota; Fungi; Basidiomycota; Agaricomycetes; Agaricales; Mycenaceae
Source: the annotation of a GenBank genome assembly